AUGAUCAUUUCUCAACUUGUUCACCUUUUAAAACCAUUUAAACAAGUCUUGGUUAUCAUUCAAAAAGGAAAAACACCUUCUCUUCAUUUAGUUACAAUUGUUAUUUUAACACUUCGUCGAUCAUUAGAGUCAUAUUCAUCAUUGAUUGAAUAUAAUAAAAAUUAUGAAAUUGAUCAAUCAAGUGAAGAUUUAAGUGAAAAUGAAGAUGAAUAUGUUGAAGAAGAAGGAAUGCGUUUUUUUCGAUUACGUAUUCAUCAUUUACUUCAUUCUAUGUUUAAAUUAGAACCUAUUCAUUUAGCAGCUGCACUUUUACAUCCUCGAUAUAGAUUGUUGAAGAAAUGUUCCUUAUAUGAAGUGCGAGAAUGCCAUUUAUAUAUUCGACAACGUAUGGCACAAAUUAAAUCGAUGAAAACGAACAAAUCAACAUCUGAUAUAUCAGAAAAACAUUCCUCCAUGGCUAAUAAUGUAACAUUAAAUGAACCAGUAAAGAAAAAACCAAAACGAUUUGGAGAAGAUUUCGAAACUAGAAAUCUUAGUGAUGAAUUUGAUAAUGAAUGUGAUGAUGAGUUAAACAAAUAUUUGGAACAACGUAUUGAUACAGAAUCAAUUGAUGAUAAUCCAUUAUCAUUUUGGUAUCAUCAUCGACUUACCUAUCCUAUUUUGUCUCAGUUGGCACGUUCGAUUUAUUCCAUUCCAGCUAGUACUGCUAAUGUGGAACGUACAUUUAGCGGAAGUGGAAUGAUGAUUAACUCAAGACGUACUAGAUUAAAUCCUGAACAAAUCAACAACGCCAUGUUUUUACGUUCAGUUAAAAAAAUGAGUGAUUGUAUUAUAAUUGUUUUUCAUUUUCAUAUAUUUAUUUUUUUUUCUAUUUCGAAAUGA
This is a messenger RNA of Rotaria sp. Silwood1, 882 nucleotides long. NCBI's taxonomy places the organism in Eukaryota, Metazoa, Rotifera, Eurotatoria, Philodinida, Philodinidae. The record is from the annotation of a GenBank genome assembly.